Drosophila melanogaster (fruit fly) is the source of this 705-nucleotide messenger RNA. It is a transcript of the gene Acp53C14a, whose product is annotated as accessory gland protein 53C14a. Lineage: Eukaryota; Metazoa; Arthropoda; Insecta; Diptera; Drosophilidae. The record is from RefSeq and is marked reviewed. The coding region runs from base 44 to 409 and encodes 121 amino acids. The transcript is spliced from 2 exons.
GGCCCACAAAGUUGGAUCAAAAGUUGCUGGAAUAAGAACCCCAAUGCAUUUGAUUAAGAUCGCCUUGUUACUAAGCUUUUUGGCUUUAUGCCAAAAGUCGCAAGUUCAAGCCGCCAUAAGUUCGGAACUCGAUCACUAUCUGCGAUGUUUGGAAGUGGUGACUGAUGCCGGUGCCCUAAUGAUCGAGAACUCUAUAACGGCCAUAAGCCUCCUAUCCGAUUGCGUUGAUUUUCAGCCGAAAAUCAAACUAACUGGUAGCAUUCUCAGAUUUAUUAGGGUGGCCCAUCAGUUUGGCAAGAAGGCGAUAUACGAUCGACCGGAAUGUCUCGUACAAACCUUUACCACCGGAGUCGGACUGAUUAGACCGAUUAUAGCCAAGUUUGAUAGCUUGAGGUGCUUUGAUGAGUAAGACAACCUACCUAGUUUGAAUAAAUAUUCAGAAUAUACCGAAAGUUUGCCUGGCCAAGCAAACGGAUCAGAACCAUCUUAAUUGUUUUAUUCUCAUUCUUUUAAAAUUCAAAUUCAACAUAUCACAGAACUUCCAUUUGAAAUUACAACCAUUGUUAUUUAAAAGUAAUGUUUAUUAACUCUACAUAUCAACUGGUGGUUACACGUUUUUUUAUAUACAAAAUUCGAUUUAUCUUCUGGUCGUCGGCCAGGAUCAGUAUUAGCGUAAAAAUAACUAAAAUAUAAAUUAUGUAGAAC